UACCAAGCUGCAGUAUGAAUAGCGGAUCCGAAGAGGCUCUGCCCCAAACUGGGCAACGCCUUCCACCCCAGCGGAGAGGAGCCGCUUUCUCGUGAUUUCACAAAUCACGCUUCCGGGACCCACGCGAGAAUCUCGUCCGAGAAAUGGCCGGGGGAGCCUUCGGUGUGCCGGUGCUGACGUUCUAUUGUUAAUUCUUUUCUUGUAAACGUCGGAGAAAAUAAUGAUUUGUCGGCCAGAUGGAUGUAUCGGGCCCAGCUACUGUGGUGGUGUUUAUCGGCGGACGGUUCCCGUGCAGGUAUGAUGUGUGCUGCAGUUCUCCUGGCGCAUUCUCCGGCGUGCCGGCGCUCUGUCGGGUGGCGGCCCGCGCAGAGCAGACACCAGAACAGGCCGGGCUCCUGAUGCCGGCCACCCCCGGCUCCCAGGACAAAACCAUUCCUAAAGGACGCUGCUGUGCUGUCAUUUCAUAAGCUUUUCUUCGCCGUGUUGGAUUAAAAAGUGCAACGAAAAUGCCGCGUAUGGUGAGGAUAAGAAAAAGGGACGACAAGCCCUCACAGGGUCAACAACCGCCGGCCCAAGAACAGCCCACCGCCAAACGACGAGACACCAAAAAGGAUAGUAAACCCACCAAGAAAACCAGCACUGGCAGUAGGCCCCGAAACUACCCCGAUCUCAACUCUCUGCCUGCGUGGUGUAGUCGCCAUGGCCUCCCCGACGUAGUGAGCCCCAGCAUGAGUAAGCAGGCCCAAGGGGACAAGAAGCUUAAGUCACCGGAAAUCGCCGCAGUGUCGUCUGUAAGUGCAAACGCAAAGGCACCUGCAAAACCGACUGCAAAACCGACUACAAAGGCCGCAGGGAAGGGAAAGAUACCUCCUACGCAAGCGCACGGUGCCAACAAGGGUAAAAAGGCGGGAGAUUCCAAACGAGGGGACAUUAAAGAAAGCGAAGGACGAGGCAGCCGCGGGACAACUCCUGAGAAGGCCAUCACAAAAGGAAAUGGCGCCCCUUGUCAGAUGGUGGCGCCCGGUAAAAACAGUCAUGGAGGAAAUAAGCAUCCGGGGUCAUCUCAGAAGGUCGGGAAGACAAUAGACAGGAACAAUAUCGUGUCUGACAAGGACGGAAAAGUGAAGAACUCUUCCCCACUAAGGUGUGUUGAAGGCGACUCUGCCCGAGACUCACCCUCUCGGACGUCGACUGCAAAGGGUGUAGUGGGUCUGGUGAGCAGUGCGCCCGCGCCCGAGCGGCACAAGACUUUCAGCCCCUGGAAAUCGCGCGUUGGUGACAGCGUGCUCACCGACAUUACCACGGGGAACAACGCGCAGGUGUGUGGCCAGGUGAUCGCCAACCCGCAGGUGUGCGGGGGACAGGUGUUUGGAGAGAAAAUCACGACUGUUGCUCUUGUUUCAGCGAGCUACUCUGGACAGGAGAGUCUGGGAAGGAGCCAUGUUGGAAGAGCCCCGGAUGUACAAUCCGCAGUAGCUGCUGGCAUACGAAACGGGCCACUCGCCGACCCACUAGGGGAAGGGACAGGGAUUCUCAGCGGGGAGUACAGGCUAUCGGACUGUUCAGAAGGAGUGCUGAGCGGGGAUUACAGGUCUAUUACAGAUUCUGGUUUCAUUUCGCGAUCUUACGGAAGCACUUCGUCCACUACGACUGCAGUAGUUAGCUCUCUUUCACGCGCUUGCGCCAAGACCGUCGCCAAUACCAUGCCAGGAGAGAACCAUGCACCCAAAAGCUCUGGUACCUCAAGUAGCGCUUCCGACGCCGGGAAAACCGCAACCACUUCGGAGUCGGAGCAAUCCCAGUCAAGUAACGGCUCCAAACCACCGGCUACUGUCAACAGAACUGAACCCACGCAGAAGGAGCCCGACCAGUCGCAACCAGGUCCGGAUUCAGCCGCACCAGAAGGGGAAAUAGCCGGAAAUGGAACUGCUUCCCUUUCCGAAUCCACCAUCAGCGAACCCUCAAUCUCUAUAAGCGACAGGCAAAAUCCUACUUCUACUCAAGCCCCCGUGACCAUGGGUGUGGAGACGACAGUGGUAGCAGGGACGGGUGUUUCUCCACAAGGCAGCACCCUCUCCCUGCCCGUAGCAACCUCUUCUUGCCCUACGGGAGCUAGCAACGGAUCCGUGGCCAGUUCAGACAUCACCGUCUCCACUGCCAUGGCUUCCACCAGCGACACCAGCUCGUCGGUUGGGAGCACGUCAACAGCGCCUCCUGGCGCGGCGGUGGGAAACAACAAAUCGAAGACCAAGCUGGAAUGGAGAAGGCGAAUGCAUUCAUCUCCUAUAGAGCGCUCGGUGGAGAACCCGCCACCAUCUCCAAGGUUCGCCUUCUCUUUCGACGUGCCACAGCCGAAAACCUCAGGCCAAGCGGAGAAGCAAGGGCAGACCCGGGCGGACCUGUUGAGCAGCGUCAGCGAGGACUUCCUGAUCUGCCAGAUCUGUUUUGAGGAGUACUCCAAGCCCAAGCUACUGCCCUGCCUGCACUUCUUCUGUGAGAGGUGCCUGGUGAGGUACGUGGCCGACCGCUCGCACAAGUUCGAGUGCCCGACGUGCGGCCAAGAGACGUGUCUGACCGAGAGGGGCGUGGCCAGGCUGAAGGACAACUUCUUUAUUUCCAAUCUGUGCGACACUCUGUCUAUGCAACGCGGGAGGGUCAAGGAGAAAAAGGUGUCGUGUGCAAUCUGCUCUGACGAAGACGCGGAAGCGACGUCACGGUGCUUGGAAUGCGCGGACUUCCUGUGCCCGGACUGCGCAACCUCUCACUGUCGCACGAGAUUCACGCGUGGGCAUCACGUGGUCACUCUGGAAGACCUGCAGUCGGGGAGAUUCGAGGAGCAGCUACGCUCCAAACAGGAGGUGUACUGCGACAUGCACCAGGGCGAGGUGGUGCGCUUUUACUGCGAAUCGUGCGAUAACCCCGUCUGCCGAGACUGCGUGGUGGUUGAACACAAAGAUCAUAAACACGCCGACAUUAAAGACGUAGUGGGCAAAAGCCGACUCCUAUUGGAGGGCCUCUUGAAAUCUACCAGGCAAAAAAUCCCCGAGUUUGAGUUCGCGCUUGCAGAGGUGCACCAAGUGCAGGAGAUGAAGAAGUCGGAGAGAGAUAGAGUAGAAAUCGACAUCAAGCAGAGAGCGAAGGAGCUGAUCGCGCUGAUUCAGCAACAGGAGCAAAGUCUGUUGUCGGAGCUGCACUUCAUGUAUUCCAGAGAGCAAAAGGACCUCGCCACGGAAGAAAGUUUUUUAGAGAAGAGUCUGAACAGUUUAAAAAGUAGCGUUAACUUCACAGAAAAGGUUCUCAAGUACGGGAACAACGAGGAAGUUCUGUCUGUCAAAAAGGAGAUGGCGGAUCGGUUAUACAGGUUAUCCCAGCGAGAACCCGAGCGCAAGAUGUCAGACAGACUCUCCUCCAACCACUUAGUCUUCAUUAGCACUCCUGGGGACACCCGGAGCAUCUUGAUGAAGGUGGGCUACAUCAAGAACCAGGUUCCGACCAGCGCCAUCCCCUACUACAAGUACUGCUUGAAGCCGGGGCCGGGCCAGAGCAAAAGUGCGCGACUGUUGCACCAGUUCGGCCGCAGGGGCAGUGGGGACGGCGAGUUUAACGGGCCCUACAGGGUAGCGGUGACCGCCGAGGGGCACGUGGUGGUCGGGGACCGCAACAACAGGCGGAUCCAGAUCUUCGACACGGAGGGGCGAAUGAAGAGCAAGUUCCCGGCGGGGUCCUACUCCAAAGUCGCCGUCAUGCACGACGGAAACCUUGCGGUGACCGAUUCUGAGGGCAACAUCCGGCUGUGUGCGCAAGACGGCUCUGUCAUCCACGAGUUCAAACCCCCGGUGACGAGCUGUUACUCCGGCAUCGCGGUGGACAAGCUGGGCCGCAUCAUCGUCACGGACGCCAUCAACCACAGCGUCUGCAUCUUCGAGCCGGACGGCACCCAGAUCCACCAGUUCGGCACCAAGGGCUCCGCCGACGACGAGUUCAAAGCUCCUUCUUACGUCACGGUCAACAGCAAGAGUCACAUCAUCGUGUCGGACACGCGCAACCACUGCAUCAAGAUCUUCGACCAAGACGGGAAGUUUCUGAACAAGCUGGGCUCGCUUGGCACCGGGGACGGCCACUUCGACUACCCCGCGGGCGUGUGCGUGGACAGCAAGGACAACAUCAUCGUGUCCGACUACGGAAACAAGCGCGUCGAGCUCUUCCAGAAUGACCUGAAGUUUCUGCGCCACAUCGCUUCCGUGGAGGAUGGCCUCUUGCAUCCGGAAGCAGUUGCUGUAACCCCGGAUGGAUUUCUCGUCCUAACGGACACGGGGACAAACGAUAUAAAGAUAUUCAUGUACUAGAGCACGGGAAAGUAUUUGGCACCAUAUGCAAGCUUAACUAUGUGAUGUACAUAUUACCUCAACAUAUGCAAAAACAAACUUAACUACCGUGAAAAUACUUAUGAAUACCCCACCGCCAAGUGCCAAGAAGGCUCCUCGCGCCAUGGGAACGGGAGCGCGGGGGAAAUUACACUGGGAACGAGUGUCAUGACGUCAAGCAAUAAUCGGGUCUCACUUGCAGACACACAUCGUGCUAUGGUGGAAAAAGACGAAAAAAACUUGACCGGACACUUCCCAAAAAGUGAGAAAUGACUUCUAUAGGGAAAUUCCGAGGUUCGACACAGAGAGGUUUCCAAAUGUCCAAGACUCUUGAGACUAGCUCCAAGCGGGCACACCUAAGAUAACGAGACGACACGGAUGCCGAGUACCAGUCUUGUGUUGCUUGCCGUUUCUACGCAGUGCAGCGCGCUUUUUCUACCCAGCUCCAUCUUGUACACAGACCGGCCCCUUUGUGAAUAGGUAUGGGUGAACCCAGUAGAGAUAGGAGUAAAGAUAUAGAGAUACCAGAUCUUACUCGUACCAGCCUAUUUAGAAGAUAUUGAUAUAGAACAGACUAGAUCAAAACUAUCUGCUUCAAAACUAUUUCAUUGUAUCAAAUAUGCAAAUAAUGUACGAUUUACAUACAUAUCAUUUCUAUGAAGAAUCAUAUAGUAAAGAAUCAAAGCUUGCGUCAUGCUAAGGAAGGAGAAGCUAACUAUGGAGACAGUGGACGGCACCCGACUACCCAAGGAGUGACCUUCUUACUGUGAGAAGUUGCCCUGUGUAAACAUUCUACACGGACAAUCUAACCUACAUGCCAACGUCAAUGCACACGGGAUCAAGGAAAACCCACAUCGCGGAGGUGAACGCGCAAUUCCCAACAGGACCAGAAACCGUAUGUGUGGUGCAAGUCUCCUGUAGCCGAGCGGUUCGAACCCAUGCCCAGUGGGUAAAAAAGGCAUGUACCACUGUUUCUGUAGGUAGAACCCACCCCCACCGUUAGUUUUCCUACUUGUGGUCUUCCCUGUAAAGUAACCAGAAAUGAUCUGCCACUCCUUGUCAACCCCCUGUUGAACUGUCGAUCCUAGCAAGGACACUGAUUUCAUAGUAUCGUAUGUUUGGUACGGAAAGUUUUACAAUUGUGGAAAAGGUAAUAUUAACGAACGAUCCUUUUUAUUGACCUGAUUGAUAGCUGUUCAAAUAUUUUGUUACAUCAAGGACUGUUAUGUCUUACCCCAAAUCAUAGAAGAAUACGUCAAAAGGCAUCUUAACAUUUUAAGAAAGCAAAGUAACAACGUUGCAUGUAGGGGUACACACUGGAGAAGUUUGGCGUCUUCACGAUUGUUUCUUUCAGACACGUGCAGUACGCAUGCAUGACAGACACGUGCAACAGGCAUGAUACUUCCAUGGUGCUGUAAAUAAGUUAUGCAUGUGGUAACGUCACUAAUUUCUCAGGAAAAUUGCGUCUAAAAGUGUUCUCUCCAAUGCAAGGCGUUUGUGAAAGCUAUUGUUUUGUGCUGUGUUAAACUCUUAGCAUGGUAUAGACCAACAAGCACAUUGCCGGUAGAACUACCCACGGGCUCUUAAGCAGCGCCUCACAGGGAACCUCUGACGUUUACUGAACAGUUCUUCGUCAUUUUCUUAUAGAUUUGUCCGUUUGCCUAAAGGGACGCUCGCUCUCCUGGAUCCUCUUGAUUUCCCCUGUCAAUCACUCUGGAAUUCUUUUCUUAAUCGUGUCCGAGAUGACAUUCAUCACAGCCAACCCCCUCCCCAAGUAUUCUAAAGUAGCAUAUUAGUCAACGGGGAGACGUAUCUUGAACAGACUCUGAUGCAAGUGUACAAUGAAAGUACAAAAUCACUCUAUUCAAUAAUACAAAGGAAAUUUCUUUGGAAUGUCGCUGUUCAGCCAGACAUGUAACACGGUUGGCCUCCAUGCCCCGGCUAGUUUAGACGACGUUUGCUGCAGAACAGGUGCUAUGGCGCAGCCAAUGUUCUCUCUUCAGUCAUUUGCCACAGGAGGGCCAGACGAACCCACCAGAAAAAGGGUGUAAACGUGUCCUCGACAGAUUGCCGAUCACUUUUAUACCUGUGGACCUGUUUUAUACGCUUCUACGUAUGUGGCAAGACAUGAAAUACUAAGGAACUCCUUAUUUUGUUCUUCUAAUGAAGUAUCAAGGACGUCUGGCGAAUGUUGUUUACCAAUUGGCCAAUGUAACAUGCAUUGUACGAGGAACUGUCAAUGGAGAAUAAGACCGUUAACGAUGUUCCCCCUCCCCUAUCUAGACCGUUGUUGGAUGCCGCCUGUAGAGUAUUCAGACAUUUGGUCACUGCUGCGUUCCGUUAAUAAUGAUAGUCGUAACGAGACCUUAAGUUUAACACUGCUCAACACUAUGUCUAUACCAAUGGGAGGUAACCAGCUGCAACUUGUACGUCUCUAAACGUUAUAGCAAUGAAGAAUAAGACGAAAACGUCUAUCUCUGCAAAUUUGUAGCUGUACAGAAUUUGUCCCCAAAUAAUGAAAGUCAAACGUAACAAAAAUGUCCAUGCUCUUUGGUUCACCAGCUGUAAGUGUUGUACUUUGAAGGAAAUAAGUAAGCUUUCCAAAACAUUCCCUUUCAGUGUUUGCGUUGUCCUCAAAUACUGUAGAAUCGCAAUACCCCGGCCGUGUACGCCCAUUGCCAUGGCACUCUAUACAACAGAAAGUCAAAGCCUUGAUUCCCUCAGACCCUAAUUCAGUUAAUAAAGAUUUUGCGCAUCUAGAUUCGACUCCCAUCAUCACAAUCUAUGGAAACAAAUUAUUUCCGCGUCCCGCCCCAAAACGUGAGAAAUGUCACCAGUGGUGCUGCCUUCACGCUGUUUUCACAAACUAGUCUAUAGUACCACGCUUUGCUGUUUGUCAAGGACGCUGACAUUGAAAUAUUGUCUUACCUAGAAGAAGAUGAGUUUUGUAAUCUUAUGCCAGCGUUUUAACCUUAAUUCAAACAUGGUUAAGCAAUAACAAAUAUCAACAGGGCCUGUCCCUGGUGCUGAAAUAUGUCCCUCAAUAACACUUGGCUUGAUUUCUCUACUCAUUCGUUUUAUCGGCAUCUUCUUCUGAUAUUAGCAGGUUCCUCGGGCAAUACUAACGUCGUUUGUGUCUGCAGCACAUAGAUUACACCACCGUACAGCCUCUGGCAGUUCACAUGAUUUAUGGACCAUUAUGUGAAAUGUACCUUCCAUGACAAAUUUACCAUGUCCGUGGCAAGUAGAUUGUAUUUGGAGAUUGUUCUGUAUUCGAAUAAUUGUGAUGACUUAAGAAUCCAAUCAUGUAAAAUAACGGAAUAGACAGAUCUAAACCAAAAGACUGCAGUCAGUCCAGUUGUCUGUGGACAUCAUGUACCAAACCGUCAAUGUCUGUCUACAAUGUCAAAAUUACAUUUUGUAGUUUUUUACCACUAUAUAGUUACUAUGAUAAUUUGACAAAAUGAUAUAAAGGUUACAUAACGAAGCAAUAUCUGAAUGAUGCAAUAGCUUUCAAGCAAGUACCCCAGCUGCCUGGCAUGAUGAAGAUAUUUUGUUCCGACUUUCUGACGUGAAAUAUGUCCUACAUCUCCAUGUGCAUUUUAACUUAAAGACAGAGGACAUUAAAUCAACCAAAUGGCUUACAGCGUCGGGAAAAACUGUUCCAGCUGUCUGCCACACCACUUUAUUAGCCAGAAAAAUGGCUCUGGAUAUCCUGCGGUACCACCAUAUUAAUUACCGGCCCGCGCCGGCCGCCAGGAGAAUUCGAUUCCGCCGUUAUUUGCGAAGCUAAUAAACCUUCAUUCGGUCAGGUCCUACUAGCAGCUGGUUACCUCCCGGGGGGCUCACUUUUAACACGGGCAUGCAGGGUUUUUAGAUACGCUUCGCCGAGCACGCCAGUGCGUUUUUACGUCCCGCGGAACGCCGAUUGUUGCAUGAUUGACCAUCUCCUGAAACGGGAUGUAUCUUUUAUAGGAAACCCUCAGUUCCGCCGUCGACAUAGCUCGACCGUAGCGUGCUGAGAUGUAUGUAUGUACAGAGCAUAUGCGGGGACACUAUUUUUGGACUCUCCUUAACGUGGCAAAGAUUCUGUGAGUGAUCUUCACCGUAACCAGUAGCAACCGCGCCGCUGUCCCAUCAGCCGGCCCACCGGUCUGCCAGUCAAAACCUUCCAGGGAAAUCGUGAAUCCUGCAACAGUCGGCGCGCCGCAACUAAAAGAAAAACUUAUGCAAAUAUAUGAAGACUAGGAAUCUCUUCACGUCUGUACGAUACCUACUGCAACUCUGCACUUGUAUUAAUGCAUAUCAUUCCUGUAAGGAAGGAAGACCUAUAUGUACAUGUAUGUCGGCAUGUAUAUAUUAUCGUAUCAAGACCCAUACUGGAGGGCUUGUCCUGCGUAUACAUAAACAUUUGUACAUAGAAACACCACGGGGGCAAUACAUUCAGGGGCCAGAACGUGAUAUCGUCGUGCAACGACUCUGGCUACGAGUUCGUUAUGGAAGUUGCAAGUUUUGGAUACGUUACAGGAGAUUCAAAUGUGUAGGGAUGGCAAAGAACUAUAUAUACAUAUACCGUUUUGCCGGGAAGUAUAGUACAGUUGACACAGGCGUGCGUCGUAUUUAUAAUUAGGAUGAACCGGUCAUGAAGAAAGAAACGAUUAGGCUUUUGUGAGCGUUACAUAUCGAUAUCAUGACCGGUCCCCUGAUGUGAAGUCUAGCGAGCAUUUUGUGUGACCGCGGAUCCGCGCUCGGGGGUAGCGUUUGUACAUCAAUACUACUGGAGAAGGAAUCAAUAAACAAUAUCCCAGAAACCAC
Molecule: messenger RNA, 9179 nt
Organism: Branchiostoma floridae (Florida lancelet)
Lineage: Eukaryota; Metazoa; Chordata; Leptocardii; Amphioxiformes; Branchiostomatidae
Product: tripartite motif-containing protein 2-like
Exons: 4
Coding region: 507-4346 (1279 amino acids)
Biological process (GO): positive regulation of DNA-templated transcription
Cellular component (GO): chromatin; nucleoplasm
Molecular function (GO): protein binding; zinc ion binding; ubiquitin-protein transferase activity
Source: RefSeq, a predicted model, not a curated record